Messenger RNA from Juglans regia (Persian walnut), 1616 nucleotides. RefSeq names its product 1-aminocyclopropane-1-carboxylate synthase-like. Gene Ontology annotation, molecular function: transaminase activity; pyridoxal phosphate binding. The transcript is spliced from 4 exons. Lineage: Eukaryota; Viridiplantae; Streptophyta; Magnoliopsida; Fagales; Juglandaceae. Gene Ontology annotation, biological process: biosynthetic process; amino acid metabolic process. The record is from RefSeq and is a predicted model, not a curated record. Bases 146 to 1606 code for a protein of 486 amino acids.
UCUAACGCGAGAGAAAAAAAAGCUGUACGACUGUCCAUUAACGUCUAAACCUACUCGUUUCUCCCUAUAAAGUACUAAUUCCUUCUUGCGUUCGAUCUGCACAACACAUCUAGACAUUUCUCUGUCCAUCGAUCCCACGAAAAAAAUGGGGUUGAAAAACACCAACCAACAGAAGUACUUGUUAUCUAAGAUAGCAACCGGCAAUGGGCAUGGAGAAGAUUCUCCCUACUUUGAUGGUUGGAAGGCGUUUGACAGUAAUCCAUUUCAUUUUAACGAGAACCCUCAUGGAGUUAUCCAAAUGGGUCUUGCAGAAAAUCAGCUUUGUUUUGAUUUGAUUCAAAAGUGGAUAAUGAAUAACCCAGAAGCCUCCAUCUGCACGCCCGAAGGUCUAAAUGACUUCAGAGAUAUAGCCAUCUUUCAGGAUUAUCAUGGUUUGCGAGAGUUCAGAGAGGCUGUUGCCAAGUUUAUGGCAAAAGGAAGAGGAGACAGAGUGAGAUUCGAGGCUGACCGCAUUGUUAUGAGUGGGGGAGCAACGGGGGCACAUGAGAUGAUCGCCUUUUGUUUGGCAGACCCUGGGGAGGCAUUUCUUGUACCUACUCCUUAUUAUCCAGGUUUUGAUCGGGAUUUGAGAUGGAGAACAGGAGUACAACUUCUUCCAGUAGUCUGUGAAAGCUCUAAUAAUUUCAUGGUGACAAGAAAAGCUUUGGAAGGUGCCUAUGAGAGAGCUAGAGAGAACAACAUCACUGUAAAGGGCUUGCUCAUUACCAAUCCCUCAAACCCACUUGGCACUGUGUUAGACAAAGAGACGCUAAGAAAUGUAGUGAGCUUCAUCAAUGAAAAGAACAUCCACUUGAUCUCUGAUGAAAUCUAUGCUGCCACUGUCUUCAGUCAGCCUGAUUUCAUAAGCAUAUCCGAAAUAAUAGAGGAAGAAAUCACCUGCAACCGCGAUCUCAUCCACAUUGUUUAUAGUCUUUCAAAGGACAUGGGGUUCCCUGGAUUUAGAGUUGGCAUUGUCUAUUCCUACAAUGAUGCAGUAGUUCACUGCAGUCGCAAAAUGUCCAGUUUUGGACUUGUUUCCUCGCAAACCCAACAUCUCAUUGCAUCGAUGCUCUCAGAUGAUGUGUUUGUUGAUAGAUUUAUUGCAGAAAGUGCUGGGAGAUUGGAAAAACGACAUGGGGUCUUCACUCGGGGUCUUGCUUCAGUAGGCAUUGAUUGUUUGAACAGCAAUGCUGGUCUCUUUGUCUGGAUGGAUUUGCGUCGGCUCCUCAAAGAGCAGACAUUUGAAGCAGAGAUGAAACUGUGGCGAGUUAUAAUAGAUGAAGUCAAGCUCAAUGUUUCUCCUGGUUCUUCUUUCCAUUGCUCAGAGCCAGGGUGGUUCAGAGUUUGCUUUGCUAAUAUGGAUGACAACACAAUGGAUGUGGCUUUAACAAGAAUCCGUACUUUUGUUAAUAAGGUCAGAGUUCCCAGCAAAAGACAGUGUUGGGAAAGAAGCAACAACCUAAGACUCAGCUUCUCAUCUAGAAGAGUGGAUGACAUAUUGAUGGCACAGUGCCUUUUGUCUCCUCACUCCCCUAUACCCUCUCCCCUUGUUCGAGCCAGGACUUAGAUAUAGAGAU